Anolis carolinensis (green anole) is the source of this 1621-nucleotide messenger RNA. RefSeq names its product actin related protein 2/3 complex subunit 1A (gene arpc1a). Bases 180 to 1292 code for a protein of 370 amino acids. Gene Ontology annotation, molecular function: actin filament binding. NCBI's taxonomy places the organism in Eukaryota, Metazoa, Chordata, Lepidosauria, Squamata, Anolidae. Gene Ontology annotation, cellular component: Arp2/3 protein complex; actin cytoskeleton. The transcript is spliced from 10 exons. The record is from RefSeq and is a predicted model, not a curated record. Gene Ontology annotation, biological process: Arp2/3 complex-mediated actin nucleation.
GGCGCUUACUUGGGGUAAGGCUCUGCGCAGGCGCAGUACGAGUGUGAAGAGCCGGGCCUACUUUGCCGGCUGCGCCUUCCUCGCAGUAGAAUCCCCGGCGUCGCGUUGACUGACCAGAGUCCGCGAGCCCCGGAAAAGCUUUGCCCUGCUUGGAAUCUUCAAUUCAGUCACCACUCAGAAUGUCUCUACAUCAGUUCUUACUAGAGCCAAUCACUUGCCAUGCUUGGAACAAAGACCGAACCCAGAUUGCCAUCAGCCCUAAUAACCAUGAAGUUCAUAUCUAUAAAAAGAAUAGUAACCAGUGGGUGAAAGCUCAUGAGCUGAAAGAACACAAUGGACACAUCACAGGCAUUGAUUGGGCCCCCAAGAGUGACCGCAUUGUCACCUGUGGCGCUGAUCGUAACGCUUAUGUUUGGAGUCAGAAGGACGGUGUGUGGAAGCCAACUCUGGUCAUUCUGAGGAUCAACCGUGCAGCCACCUUUGUGAAGUGGUCCCCCCUGGAGAACAAAUUUGCUGUUGGAAGUGGAGCCCGGCUCAUAUCUGUGUGCUACUUUGAGUCUGAAAAUGACUGGUGGGUCAGCAAGCACAUCAAGAAACCCAUUCGCUCCACUGUCCUUAGUCUGGAUUGGCAUCCCAAUAAUGUCUUGCUGGCAGCUGGAUCCUGUGAUUUCAAAUGCAGGGUGUUUUCCGCCUACAUUAAGGAAGUGGAUGAGAAACCGGCCAGCACGCCUUGGGGCUCCAAAAUGCCCUUUGGGCAGCUGAUGUCCGAAUUUGGCGGUGCAGGGAGUGGAGGCUGGGUCCACAGCGUCAGUUUCUCCGCCAGUGGCAACCGCCUUGCCUGGGUCAGCCACGACAGCACGGUGUCAGUUGCAGAUGCCUCCAAAAACAUGAUGGUCUCGCAGCUGAAAACGGAGUUCCUCCCUCUGCUGAGUGUGUCGUUCGUCUCAGAGAACAGCGUGGUGGCUGCUGGCCAUGACUGCUGCCCGAUGCUCUUCAACUGUGACGACCGCGGUGCCCUCACCUUCGUCUCGAAGCUGGACAUCCCCAAGCAGAGCAUACAGCGCAAUAUUUCGGCCAUGGAACGCUUCCGUAAUAUGGACAAAAGAGCCACUAUUGAGGAUCGCAACACUGCUCUGGACACCCUGCACCAGAACAGCAUCACCCAAGUGUCUAUUUACGAGGUGGACAAACGAGAUUGUCGCAAGUUUUGCACCACUGGCAUUGAUGGAGCAAUGACCAUCUGGGACUUCAAGACCCUGGAGUCCUCCAUCCAGGGCCUGCGCAUCAUGUGAAGCCCGUCCUCGGCCAGAAAUCCCGCACAGACUUGAACAGAGAUGGUGAAGAGGGCCACUUCUUGAAGCACUGAGAAUACGAGGCCUUGGUGGAUUUUCUCUUUCCUUUCCAUCCCCCUUAAUUGUGGUGAAAUGUGCAAAUCAGCUGUGAUUGUGGUAUAUAUUUGGGUUUUUUAUUGUUAUUAUUAUUAUUACUGCUAUCUUAUGGGUUGUUUCAUUCCAUUCCUUUGCCAAAGCUGCUAGUUUGUGGCAGGAAGUGUGAAUCGCUAACUUAAAAGGGGAAUUUUAUGUAAAACGUGUCUGCUAGAAAAUAAAAGUGACAGGACAAA